AGCUAACCGGUGCUGUUGUUGUCAGCUGUAACCUAGCAGCCACAGCACUACUGCAUGGAAACCGCUGGGUGGAUGUUUACUCCCAUUUUAAUUUAUCUUUAAUCUCCAUUUAUCCGACAGAGUGAUCUUAAAUGAUAACAUAUAUAUAUCACUCGAUCCUCUAAAUCCCAGCUUCUGACAAGCUAAUUCAGAAAAUAGGUGUUGCGUUGCAUUGCAUUUUGCAGCACUUUGUUGUGCACUUAAACGACUUUAUACAUGUCAAUGAGGUUCAAGUAAUGAUGAACACAACAACGUUUAGCCAUUGCUUCCUGACCACAGUGAGCUAGUAAUGAUUUAUCACCUUGCAGUCUACUCAAUCCCCGGUUAGCUGAAGUUUCACACACAACAGCCAACAUGCCUGCUGCUCUUGAUUGGGACAAAGUGUCCAGAAUUGACCCUGACACCAUCAUUCAAGGUCCAAAAAAAGAAGUGGACGAUGUCUUCCUGAUGUUCCUUUCGGCAGAAGAUUGGGAGGUGAAGGACAAAGCUCCGGAGGACGUUAUUCAAGUCCUCAGAGUGUCUCAGGCUCUGUUGAAGAUUAAUGAUCGGGAACUUCAUGUCGCUCUGGAAUUACUCGGUGAUAUUGAUACACAGCAUGAAAAAGAACUACAUGCAAAGAUGGCGAGGCUGGAACAAGAGCAUAAGCACCCCGGCACUGGGCCAGACACUCGCUUUCUUAGAGAUGAGAUCCGGCAGCUCGAGACCCAGCUGGAGCAAAGGGAGAAGGAACUGACCCAGUUAAAAAAGGAAAUGGGCAAGGAAAAGAAAAGCAACAAAGAGUUGAUUGUUCGAGCAGAGGAGGCUGAGGAUGAGGUUAAGAAGCUGAAAAGAGAGAAUGAGCAGCUCCAGCAGGACGUGGACUUCUAUCGUGGAGAGCUGGAACAGAAAGAGCCAGUACCAUCCAAAGAUGAGAAUGCUGAGACUCAGAGGAAGCUCAACUUGGCCAAUCGGCAGCUUUACCAAUGCUUGGAAGACCUUCAGCGGACGGAGGAUGAAAACCUGCACCUGAAGACACAGAACGAGCAGAUGCAGAAAAGUCUGGAGGAAUCUGUGAAGGAGAUGGAAAAGAUGACAGAUGAGUACAACAAGAUGAAGAUCGUUGUGCAGCAGACUGACUCCAUUAUGGACCAGCUCAGGAAAGAGAGGGAUCAUGCAAAGCUUCAAGUCAGAGAGUUGACAGACAAGAUUCAUAGCAUGACUGAGGAGAAUGACCCUAUUAUGGCAGCAGUCAAUGUCAAAGUGGAGGAGUGGAAGAGAGUGCUCUCUGGGAAGGAUGAUGAAAUUACGGUAUAUCAACAGAUGAUACGUGACCUGAGAGAAAAGCUGCGCUCAGCCCAGCUGGACUUGGACAAGAGCAAUAUUAUUGCCUUACAGCAGGCCGUCCAAGAGAGGGAUAAUCAAAUCAAGAUGCUGAGUGAGCAGGUGGAGCAGUAUACGGGGGAAAUGGAGAAGCACACGCUGCUUAUUGAGGAGCUGAAGACGUCCACAACUAAAGAGAGAGGUCUCCCAAUGACCAUGCAGCACAAGAAGAUGGAGGAGCUGAAGUCAAAGCUGGAAGCUGCAGAGAUCAGAGCAAUGGAAGCAGAGGAGGCUGUAAAACUAGCAGAAGCUCAUGCUGAGAACAAAGACAAAGCACUCAUUGAGGCUUCAAAUCGCUUGAGCCAGUAUGAAUCUGGCAUUUAUGGCCUGGAAGCGGCCAUUGCGGAUAUUAAAGAGUGUAAAAAUCAACUUAGAGCAAGAGAUCGAGAGGCAGAGGCCAUGACCAAAGACAUCAACCAGCUUGAGAUGAGAAUCAGUCACCUCAUGGAUGAAAAUGAGGAUUUUCGAGAAAAACUAGGCCUGGAACCACAGCAGGAAGUAGAUCUUACAGAGUAUAGGCGUGCCAAAGAUCUCAGACAAGGUCAAUACAAAGCAGAAAACCAAGUCCUCAUCAAAGAGAUUGAACGGCUUGAAGAGGAGAGACUGGAAUUAAAGAAACAAGUCAGACGCAUGGUGAAGGAAAGAGCUGCGCCUGCAGGGAUCCCACAAUCAAGCUUGCUGCUGGAAGAGGAUGUCAGGCCCAGCAGAGCAGCACAGCAGCCGCUCAAACAGAGUAGCACUCACACAGAUGAAGAGAUAAAACGCAAGAAUGAGUAUCUUGAAAACGAACUGAGAAAUAAGGAGAGAGAGCUGGAACUUCACAAGGCCCAGUUUCAAGUCAAAUUGGAAGAACUAUCAAGGGUGAAAAGAGAUUUGGAGGCAGCGCUGAAAGAUGUCCUUCACACCAUGAGGAUGAACCAAGAACCCACCUCAUGUGCCACUGCUGUCUCUAUUCCUAGUCUGGAAAGACUGGCUAAUGCUAUAGAUGUCAGCAACAUGAGCGGGCCUGAGUCAGCCCUGCAGCUUAUGUCCCAAAUACAUCAGCUGAUGGGGAGAAAUGAAGAGUUGAGGCAGGAACUGAAGUUGGCCCAUGAGGAGGCAACCAGCAGCUUCAGUCAGCUUGCCCAAGCCAAAGAAAAGGUGAGCCAGCUUGAAGGUGAAUUGAAAUUGCUGAGGAAGUCGGGUAGCAGUGGAGCCGUCCUCCGACCUCUGACCCUCCCUGAGGGCCUGGAGCCCAGCAGCACUGAGGUCAUCAAUUCCUUGAAUGAGUACGCUGUUCGACUUCUUCAGGAAGUGAAAAACAAAGAAGAAAAAAGCAAGAAACUUAUAGGAACACUGGACGAAUACAAGGAGAAGUUUGCUGUUAUCAGCCAUCAGCAAGGCCUCCUCUAUAAGGAAUAUCUAAGUGACAAGGCAGAGUGGCAAAAGGAGUCAGAGACAUUCACAGAGAUGAGGAACAAGCUGGAGGAGCAGAAGCAGGUGGAUGACGUUAAAAUCCAAGAAUUUAAUGAGCUACUGGACACCCUUCAGAGAGACCCAGAGGAAAUCAGGAGACAGCUGAGCGAAACGUUUCGCAAGUUGACAGUGCUGAAGGUUAACGAGAAGAAACUGACUCGUCGUUGCACUACCCUGCUGGAACAAGAACAGCACCUUCGCAAGGACAACAACAAGCUGAGGGACGAGAUCAGCCACAUGCAGACGUCUGUCACCCAGAGGAUGGGAUACCUGCAGAGAUACAAGGAUAUGGCUGCAUAUAAGAUAGCAGCCCUGCAGAAGGCCUUGGAUGAUAGCGUACCCUCUGCAGACCUGGAGAGAGCUAACAAACAGUACACAGAGCUAACAGUCAAAUACAGAGACAUUUUACAGAGGGACAACCGUCUCAUACAGAGAACCACCAACCUUGAACAUUUAGAGAGUGAGAACGAGUCUCUGCGAGACCAAAUCUCUGUCAUGAAAGAAGAACUGGAGAUUACGAAGGAGAAACUUAAUACAUUAGAGCAAGCAUGGGAGAACAUCAGUUCAAUAGGAGGGCAAAAUGCGAUGGAUAAAGCAGACAAGGUGUCAGUCAACAAUGAGACAGUGUCUGCUGCGAGAAGAAUCACCACUUUAGAGAUGAAGGAGUUGAAUGAGAGGCAGAGAGCUGAGCAUGCCCAAAAAAUGUACGAACACACGAGAAACUCCCUCAGGCAAAUGGAAGAGCGCAACUUAAAACUGGAGUCCAAGUUUGCAGAGUUGACCAAGAUGAAUGCAGAGACCCAAAGGGUCGAGCGGGAGUUGAGAGAUGAGUUGGCAGACAGCAUUAGCAAAGCUGUCAGUGAUGCCGACAGAGCCAAGAUUGCAGAGUUGGAGAAGGCAGAGGCUGAACUUCACAUCGAGGUUUCUAAGCUUCAGGAGGUGUCUGAUGUAGCCAUGACACAGGUGUCUGCUCUACAGGCCAGACAGAAGUCCAAAGAAAAAGAAGUAGAAGCUUUGAGGAGACAAAUACUGGACUACCAGUCACAGUCAGAUGAGAAGGCUCUUAUUGCGAAGCUCCAUCAGCACAUUGUGGCUCUACAGCUCAGUGAGUCAGCUGCUCUGGGAAAACUAGAGUCUGCAACCUCUCACAUCCAACAGCUAGAGGCCUGCAAGCUGCGUGCUGAACAGAAGCUGGAUGCCAGUGAGCACACUCUGUUUCUUGCCCGCCAGGAGGGCAGAAAUCGCUCCAAGCACCUACGGCAGACCAUCCAGUCGCUACGUAAGCAGUUUGCCGGAGCACUGCCACUUCCCCAGCAGGAAAAGUUCUCUGUAAUGAUGGUAAGCCUCCAGGAGGACAGAGCAAAAUCCCAGGAGGAGAAGAGAAAGGCAGAGGAAGAGAGGAGGAGGAUGGAGGGCAGGGCUGAGGAGCUCGAACUGAAGCUUCGAGGGAUGGAGGAGCUCAUCUCAACACUGAAGGAUGUGAAAGGGGCACAGAAGGUUACCGAAUGGCACAAGAAGAUGGAAGAAGCUCGCCUGCAGGAGCUGAGAAAAGGCAGGGAGCUAGUGGUCCAGAGAGAGGAAAUCAGGUACCUAAAGAAGCUUGUGGAGGAGCAGGAGCAAACCAUCCACUUGCUGGAAGAGGAUAUUGUUCAACAAAGCACUCUUCAAGAAGAGCGCCAGCUAGCAUGGGAUCAGCGAGAGGUGGAGUUGGAACGUCAAGUGGACCACUACGAGAAACACCAGAAUGAUAUUGUGAAUGGUCCAGAAAAGUUUGACGAAGGUACAGGAUCCCUACCAGACCCAACUCUACCACUAGCUCAUCAGUUGGACUUUGCUUUGGGUAAAAUCAGAGAACACGUCCGCACCAUCGUGGACACACAGGCCACCUGCAAAAGUCUGGACAAGAGGCUGAAAGAAAAAGAAGAAGCUCUGUGGAAGGCAGAACAGAACAUUGUGUCCAGGGAUAAAGUGAUCAAUGAGCUGCGUCUUAGGCUUCCAGCUGCUGCCAACAGGGAACGCCUGCUAGCACACCUCACCAAGUAUGAAGAGGACCAGUCAUAUAGUCAGCCUGCCCUCAAGCUGUCUCACCAGACCAUCAAAGACCUUCAGGGUCGACUUGACAAAAAAGAGAACGUGCUAAAAAAAUAUCAGAACCAGCUGGCUCAGGCGAGACAGGAGCAAGAGGAGAUGAUAAAGAGACAUCAGGAGGAGUUGAGAACGUUGCAUCAGAAGUUGGACUUGCACACAGAUACCUCCCUGGAUCGCUUCAAACAGACAGCAAUGGAAUUGAUGAAGAAGCCAACUAUCAGCGUGCCAACCUCCAAGCACCUGAAGCGUCUGGCGGAGUUAGAACAGACAGUGGCCGAGCAGGACAUUUCCCUCUGCUCCAUCACAGAGAAGCUGAAGCUGAGCGCCGCAGAGCUGGAGCGACAGAGGACCACUAUGCAAACACAGGCUAAGAAACACGCCGACGAGAUAUCAAAGCUGGAGGAAAACCACGUAGACAAGUUGAAAGUUCUGACUGGUGAGACUGAGGACCAGAGGAGCCAGAUAACACAGAUGGAGAAGGAGAUGAACUACCUCCGAACUGAGCUGGAGGCCCAGAAGGAGGCCAACGUCCGUUCCCCCAGCAACACCAUGAAAAACCUAGUGGAGCGACUGAAAGCACAGCUCACCCAGAAAGAGAAACAGCUCAAGUCUCUUAGUAAAGCUCUGUUGGAGCUGAGGGCCGAGAUGACAUCUGCUGCAGAGCAGCACGUCAUAGCAAGCGCUGCACAAAAAGAGGAGAGCCUCAAUGUACAGAUGCUGGUUGACCGACACACCAAAGACUUGAAGGCACGAGUGCAAGAACUUAAUGAAGAACUUCAAGCUGCAAAUGAGUCUGCCAAAGCAGCACGAAGCCGGGAGAAUACUCUGAAAGAAGAACUGGACGGAUUGAACCAAGACAUCCAGAGGUUUAACAAAACCCAGAGACGCCUGCAGGCGGAAAAGGAGGAGAGAGAGAAAGAAAUCCAGGAGCUCAAGCAGCAAAUCAAAAGGCUCACCAACGCCCUUCAGGGGAACAGAGGGACAGAUUUGGGGACAGAACCCGAUGGGAGGGGGCCGACCUUUGACAAUCUGCAGAAGAAGAUCAGGAGGCUGGAGUCUGACUUGGAGAAAAGAGCAGAAAGAAAAAAUGUCAAAGAUGAUCAUGGAAAGACUAAAGAAGAAAUUGCACGGUGGGAGGAGGGCAAGAAGUGGCAAGCCAGGAUGGAGAAGUUGAAGAGUUCACUGAAGGAGAAGGAACGAGAGAAUGAAUCGCUGUCAAAACAACACUGCACUCUUAAAGACCUCUAUGCCAGACUGGAGCAAGAGAAGAGUGCACUGCAGAAAAAGCUCAAGGCUCGAGGUGUGACUGCUGAUCGUGUGGUGGGAGUACGAUCCACUGAAAUGGAAGAGGAGAUGGAGGGACUGAAGAAGAACAACUCUGAACUGGAGGCAAAAAUCCUCACCAUAAGACAGCACCAGGCUUUACCUCGAGACGACGCCAUGGACAAUCUGAUGCUGAGGAACCGCUUCCUGGAGGAGAGGCUCCACUCCUUAGAGAGCCAGAUAUCCAAAGACCCUCCAUCGAGACCUUCAACUUCAGGACGAGGCACUGGCACUCCAUCACAGAGAGACCAGGAUGUUCAAAAAGAAAACCUCAAGCUGGCCUCUGAGAACCUGGAGCUGCGCUUUCAGCUGGAGCAGAUCAACAAAGACCUACCAAGACUCAAGAAUCAGGUUGCAGACCUUAAGGAGAUGUGCAGUGCACUGAAAAAGGAAAAGGCAGAGGUAGAGAAAAGGCUGGCGCACAUACGUGGAGCUGGUCACAGCGGUAAGACUGUGCCUGAGCUUGAGAAGACCAUUGGGUUGAUGAAGAAGGUGGUGGAGAGGGUGCAGAGGGAAAAUGAAUCACUGAAGAAAUCCAGCACCCCUGCAAAUCAAGACAAGAUCACUGCUUUGGAGCAAGAAAAUGAAAAACUAAAGGCUCAGUUUGAGACCUUGAAAAGCCAAAGCGAAGCUGAGCUGAGUUCAAAACUUGAAUCUAAAACCAAAGGACUGGAGAAAAUAGUGAUGGAAAAUGAACGUCUGCGAAAGGAGAAUAAAAGGGAAAUGGAGGCUGCCGGAAGGCUGAGAGUGACCAAGACAAACCUGGAAGCGAACAACGAGAAGCUUGAGGCAGAACUGGAAGAAACUAAGCAAAGACUGCGGACAGCUCUAUCCAGACCCAUCACAGAGGGAGCAGACAGUAAGACCUGGAAAGCAUCAGUGGUAACCAGAAUGUUUGAGAACAAGAUGAAGGAGCUGGAGAGGGAGCUCUCCCAGAAAACCUCCAGCCUCUCUGAGCUCAAACAGCAGCUGAAGGAGGUGAAAGAGCGCGAGAAGAAAGCUCAGACAAGCAUCUGGCAGCUUGAAGAUCAGGUUGACAUGUUGAAAAGGUUUCCUGCUGCUUCAAAGACUGAUGCAGGACUCGCCAAGGAGUUCCAGGAAAUCAGGCUGCUCAACACCGAGCUGCAGAAGGAGAACGCAGAACUGAAACAGAGGAUGAGCGAGUACACCGAGCGCUACGGUGAAGCGUCCUCUAAACAAGAUUACGGGAAACUUAAAAUCCUUCUGCAGGCAGCUGACACUGAGAAAACCAAACUUCAAACCGAAGUCAGAAAGCUCAAGAAGGAACUGGAGAGCUUUGACCCGGCAUUUUUUGAAGAGAUCGAGGACUUGAAGUAUAACUACAAUUUAGAGGUCAAGAAGAACAUUCUGCUGGAGGAGCAGCUGAAGAAGGUGUGCGAUCAGUUUGGUGUUGAGGCCGAGUUGCCCAGCGUGUCCAUCAGUUAACUCAGGAUCACGGUGCCUUUUGCUGCAGCUACAAACGGUAACGCUACAUCUGAAUGUAGUUUUAGGGUUGCUGGUUUUUAAAUUAAGAAUAUUUAAGUCCAACACAGUUUGAAUAUUAAAAUCACAUUCCUUACUUUGGAAAUUUAAGGUCAGUUUUUUCACUAAGGCAGCUGUUUUUGUGUUAAUAUGUUGAUAUUAAGAUCUUGCUUUUACUGUGUAGUAUAUUUAUAAGCUUUCUGUUUUUGCCAAUAAAAUUAUUUUAGUCCUGCA
Stegastes partitus (bicolor damselfish) is the source of this 7980-nucleotide messenger RNA. It is a transcript of the gene cep290, whose product is annotated as centrosomal protein 290. Lineage: Eukaryota; Metazoa; Chordata; Actinopteri; Pomacentridae. The record is from RefSeq and is a predicted model, not a curated record. Bases 394 to 7710 code for a protein of 2438 amino acids. The transcript has 51 exons. Gene Ontology annotation, cellular component: centriolar satellite; ciliary transition zone. Gene Ontology annotation, biological process: camera-type eye development; non-motile cilium assembly; kidney development.